Esox lucius (northern pike) is the source of this 10914-nucleotide messenger RNA. RefSeq names its product vacuolar protein sorting 13 homolog A (gene vps13a). The coding region runs from base 139 to 9969 and encodes 3276 amino acids. NCBI's taxonomy places the organism in Eukaryota, Metazoa, Chordata, Actinopteri, Esociformes, Esocidae. The transcript is spliced from 71 exons. Gene Ontology annotation, biological process: autophagy; protein retention in Golgi apparatus; protein targeting to vacuole. The record is from RefSeq and is a predicted model, not a curated record. Gene Ontology annotation, cellular component: extrinsic component of membrane.
ACAGGACCAGGCAGCUAGCUUAGCUCAGCUCAUUGGCUUAGCCGCAUGUAAGCCAUUCUGUGUUCACAGCGGUCAUAACUAAAGCGAAACAGAAUGUAAAUGUAAACAUGGUAACCGAGAGGUGAACGACACAGAAAAAUGGUAUUCGAAAGCGUGGUGGUGGAUGUCCUUAACAGGUUUUUAGGGGACUACGUUGUGAACCUUGACAGCUCACAACUCAAGCUCGGGAUUUGGGGAGGUGAUGCUGUACUCAAAAAUCUUGAAAUAAAGGAAAAUGCCUUGUCUCAGUUGGACAUUCCAUUUAAAGUAAGAGCUGGACAUAUAGGACGCUUGCAGCUCAAGAUUCCAUGGAAGAAUUUGUACACUCAGUCAGUGGAGGCCACACUGGAUGGAGUCUACCUGCUCAUAGUGCCCACAGCCAGUAUAAAGUAUGAUGCAGAGAAGGAAGAGAAACAGCUUCAGGAGGCACGUCAGAGGGAGCUGCAGAGGAUUGAAGAGACAAAACAGAAAGCAGCAGAACAAGAAAACCCUGCACUUGAGAAGCAGGACACCUUUGUGGAGAAGCUGGUAACUCAGGUAAUCAAGAACCUCCAAGUGAAGAUCUCCAACAUCCAUGUCCGCUAUGAGGAUGAUGUCACCAAUCCCAAUUGCCCAUUGUCAUUUGGAGUGUCAUUGCAGAAUCUCAGCCUUCAGACCGCUGAUGAGAACUGGAAGCCUUGUCUGUUAGAUGAGAAAGCCAAACUGUUUUUCAAGCUUGUCCAGUUGGACAAUCUCUUUGCCUACUGGAACGUGAACUCAACGCUGUACUCCAAUCACAUGCCAGACGAGGCCUUGCUAUGCCUUCAGAAAAGCAUGGAUAUCUACAGUUCCACCCCUGUGAACCAUGAUUUCAUUUUUCGUCCGAUAACGGCCAAUGCAAAGCUGCGCAUGAACCCUCGGUCAGAUGUGAACUUCUCGUCUCCCAAGGUGGACUUAGUGGUCAACCUAAGAGAGGUGGCUGUGGAGCUCAACAGACCACAGUACAUCAGCAUUCUGGAGCUCCUGGGCUCUGUGGAUAUGAUGUCCCGCAACCUGCCAUACAGGAAGUUUCGGCCACAGGUCCAUGUUCCCAACAAUGCCCACAUAUGGUGGCAGUAUGUUAUUAAGGGCAUCAUGGAGGUGGACGUGAAGCCGCGCCUGCACAUGUGGUCGUGGCAGCACAUCCGCCACCACCGACAGACAGUCAAGCUUUACAGGAAGCUCUACAAAGACAAGAUCACCAGUAAGAAGCCCACUGAGAUGCUGCUCAAGGAACUGGAGGAGGUUGAGCGGUCUCUGGAUAUUUUUAACAUCACGCUGGCCAGACAGCAAGCGGAGAUGGAGGCAAGCAAGGCAGGGCUGCGUAUCUUCCGGCCAGGGGUGAAAGUGGAGGAGGAGGAAUCUCAGGGCUGGUUGGGCUGGAUGUGGUCCGGCUGGUCCGGGGAUAGUGACACCAAGGCCAAGGAGACCAAGACUGGAGACCUUCAUCGUCCAUUAUCCAGGAGGCUGUCGCUCCUUCCCGGGGAAUCCUCUGACGCAGCUUUUAACGAGCUUAUGACCUCUGCCGAGAAGGCCAAACUCUACACCGCCAUUGGCUACAGUGAAACAGCCGUCAAUCACAACCUGCCAAAGAAUUUUGAGGAUAUGAAGAUUAAUUUCCGCAUGGAGAGGAUGUCUGUCUCACUGAAAAACAACAGGGACCAGAAUGAAAUAAUAAAACUCACAGUUGAAGACCUGAAAGCUAUGCUUACCCAGAGGCCUGGAGCACAAGCCAUUAAACUGUCGACCCAGCUGAGUAUGUUUGAGGUAACCGGACUGGCCGACAAGCGGCCAGCGCCCACGCUUUUGUCUUCGAGGAAGACAACUGUGAAGGGGACCCCGCUUCUGGACCUCCUGUUUGAAACAAACCCCCUGGAUGAGGGUGCUGACCAGCGUUUCUGUGUCAAGUCCCAGCCUCUGGAGAUCAUCUAUGAUGCUAUUACGGUGAACAGCAUGUCUGCGUUCUUCUCGCCGCCUGACGACCUCCAGUUGGACGAGCUGACCAACGCCACUCUCAUGAAGCUGGAGCAGUUCAGAGACCGCACCUCCACAGGGCUAAUGUACGUGAUUGAAACUCAGAAGGUUCUGGAUCUGAACAUCGACCUCAUGGCCUCGUACGUAAUUGUUCCCCAAACGGGCUUCUACGACUCCACGCAGAACAUCAUGCUGUUGGACCUGGGUCACUUCAAGGUGUCCAGUCUGAGCAGAAAGGGUCUGCCCCAGCUCUCUGUGGGGAGCAGUACUAUAGAGGACAUCAUGUCCCGAGCCUACGACCGCUUUGACGUUCAGCUCAGCAGCCUGCAGUUUCUCUACAGCAAACCAGACGGGGACUGGAAGAAAAGCCGUAAGCAGAAGAAGUCUGCCCUCCACAUCCUGGAGCCCGUCGACGUCAAGGUGGUGUUCAGCAGAGCCAUGGUGGUCACAGACUCCCGCAUGCCCAAGUUUAAGAUCUCUGGGGAGCUUCCUCUGCUGUCUCUGAAGAUCUCUGAUGAUAAGGUUCGAGGCAUUCUGAAGCUGGUCGACAGCAUCCCUCUGCCCGAGAGCAGGCCGUCCCCACGCUCCAACACCCACUCUACACCUAAGGCUCCAAAGCAGUCAUACACCCCUCAGCUAACGCCCAGGAAUCCCACCAUGGCUGAACUGCGUAACUCCCUCCUCUGGGAAUCAAGCUCAGAGGAGGACCUGUUCUACGACGCUCCAAGCUCUCCUAUAGGAGACCGUCCGUUCUUCUCAGAUGACAUGUCCGGCCCUUUGCAGCGCUCUGACUCAGUCAAGAGGAGAGGUCUGGUCAUUAAAGACCCCAAGAAGAACAUGACCGAGUUCCUUAUGAUAUUUGAGAUCAGCGAGUUGUGUGUUCAGCUGUGCCGUCUGUCUGGAGGUCAGGAGGUCACAGUGUUGCACCUCAGCAUUGAGGGGCUGGGCACCGAGUUGAAGCUGCGCACCUUUGACAUGACGUCCAAUGUCUUCCUAAGAGAGAUCUGCCUCGAGUGCCCUGAGUACAUGGAUUCGGAGGAGAAGAAAGUGCACCUGAUAACCACUCUGGACAACACAGAGGAUGACCUCCUCACAUUGGAGUACACAAAGGCUGAUAAGAAUGGGCCAGAAUUCAAGUCUCAGUACAAGAACACUGAACAGUCUAUUAAGGUGAACUUCUCCUCUCUGGACAUUCACCUGCACACAGAGGCUCUGCUGAAUGCCAUGAACUUCUUGAACAGCCUCCUCCCCGCCAGCAAGGAGGCAGUGCCCAGCCAAGAGGAGCUGCCCACCAUCCCUGAAGAGGAGGAGGGCGAGGGGGAGGAGGGAGAGAAGGAGGAGGAAUUGGCCGUGGCAAAGAAAACAUCUUCUAAGAAGUCAAAGUUUGAGGACGUUGUGAAUUUGCACAUCAGAGCCGAUCUGAACUGUCUGAAGGUUUUCAUCCGGGGCCAGAGCCACAGGAUAGCAGAGAUCAGCAUUGAGGGCUUGGUGUCGGAGGUGCUGAUGAGGAAAAAGUCAGUGGAGGUUCUGGCAAAUCUCAAAAACAUAGUCAUCCUGGAUUGUGAUAAGGACGCUUUCUACAAGGAGUGUGUGUCCAUAGCUGACGAGGAGGUGUUUGCUUUUCGCAUGGUGAACCACAUGGGCGCCACCGAGGGCGACGCCUACCUAGACAUGAGUAAAGUGGACACCAGUGUCACCCUGACUGUGGGCUGCAUCCAGGUUUUCUUCCUCAACAAGUUUGUCUCCUCUAUCCUGGUGUUCAUAAACAACUUUCAGGCGGCUAAAGAGGCCCUGGCUGAAGUGACCGUGCAGGCUGCGGAAAAAGCUGCCACAGGGGUGAUGGAGUUGGCCGAGCGCAGCACGCGGAUCUCCCUGAACGUGGACUUCAAGGCUCCGGUCGUCUUUCUGCCCCAGUCCUGCUCCUCCCCCAAUGUCAUUGUGGCCGACCUCGGCAUGGUCACGGUCAAGAACCACUUCGCCACCGACUCCUCCCAGAAGCACGUCAAGAUUCCUCCCAUCAUCGACAUAAUGAACGUGGGCCUCAGUGACCUCAGGAUGUACAGAACCACGUUUGAGCACGGGACUUCACAAAAGGAGAUCCAGCUUCUGAAGCCGGUCAACCUGGACCUGAACAUCCAGAGGAACCUGUCGGCCUCCUGGUACCACAACAUCCCGGACAUAAAGAUCACUGCUCACCUCAAACCCAUGAACCUGAUCCUGAGUCAGGAUGAUAUGACGGUGGUGCUGAGGACUUUGAGUGAGAACCUGUCAGAGACGUCAGAUGUAGCCCCGCCCCCUCCUCCGCCCACAGUGGAGCGUAUUGACACCGCUUCUAACAAAGGCUCCCAAGGAACAGGAGGUAACACUGUAGUAACCGCUGCUGUAGUGGAGCCCCAGAAGACCACUAAGCUGAAGAACACGCUGAAACUGGACUUCAGGUUCGACUCCAUGACUCUGGUACUGUACAGCCCUAAUGGGCCUGAGAUGCUGGUGUUGGACUCGAGGGACGAGGACCUGAAGCUGGCCGAGUUCACCCUGGGGACCAUCUCAACGUUUGUCCACAUGUACUCUGACGGAUCCAUGAAGGCCUCCGUCAAACUCACUGACUGCCUGCUGGACGACAAGAGACGAGGAGUAAAGAAGAUCACCGCCAGGAUGAUGGCGAUGCGCCCGGGCCACGAGAAGAACGUGAUGGUGGAGGUGAACUACAAGCAGGGCCGUGACGGCACCUCGCUAUCCACGGUGGUGCAGGAUGUGUACCUCUGCGCCAGCAUGGAGUUCCUGCUCACCGUGGCUGACGUCUUCCUCAAGGCCAGUCAGCAGGGCUUCUCGGCCGCGCCCCGGAACAGCAGCGCUAAGCCUGCCGCGGCCGCCAAGGAACCUGCGCCGGCGGUGGCCAAGUCGGAGAUCAACGUUCUGGUGAGGAACCCGGAGGUUGUGUUCGUGGCGGACCUGACGCGGGCGGACGCCCCGGCCCUGGUGAUGACGACGGAGUGCGAGCUGGUGAUGAAGAGUGACCCGGACGGUCAGCAGAUGACGGCGGUGGUCAGCAGGCUGAAGGUGGUGGCCUGCCCCUUCCUGAGGGAGCAGGGCCGCUACAAGGAGACCACGGUGCUGCGGCCCUGCCAGGUGUUCUACAAGAGCGCCCAGUCCUCCACCUCCCCGCAGGCCAUGGAGGUCUGCAUCAAAGCACUCACGCUCAAGGUGUCUCCUAUCAUCAUCAACACGGUGAUCACCAUCCAGUCGGUGCUGAGUCCAGCCAGCGCCGAGACGCCCCAGUCGGACCUGGACAGCCCGGUUCCCCCCGACCUGUGGGAGCGCCGGGCUUGGCGGGACCUCAAGCUGUGGUUCCUGGAGGAGGAGGGUAAGGACGAGGACGCCCGGUCCCUGGUCCCGCUGAUUCCCCGCGGGGAGUCCUUGAACGUGGUCAUCAAGUCCAUCUGUCUGACCCUGGAGGCCGGGGUGGGCCACCGCACUGUUCCCAUGCUGCUGGCCAAGUCCUCCUUCCGUGGGGAUGUCAAGGACUGGAGCACCCUCAUCAACCUGCACAGCCAGCUGAACCUGGAGGUUCACUACUUCAACGAGGUGAUGGGAGUCUGGGAACCACUACUGGAGCCUUUAGAGGAUGAUACCGGAGAAGCCUUCCGACCUUGGACUCUGGGGUUAAAGAUGAAGAAGAAGCCAGUGACGUACUCUGGUAUAUCAGAUGAAGUGGACUACAGCAUCCCAGACUACAAGACGGUCAUCAGCAUCAGCAGUAAGGACCAGCUCAACAUCACCCUGUCCAAGUGUGGGCUCGGCAUGCUCAGUAACCUGGGCACGGCCUUUGCGGAGGCGGCCAAACAGACGUCGGAGAGUUUCCAAAAGGACGAGGCUCCGUUUGUUGUGAAGAACCGCCUGGGCCUGGCCGUGUCGGUGGUGCACAGUGACAUGUUCCGUCCGCUGGGCCGUGACGUCACGGGGCGCCGGGUGGAGUUGCAGGACGGAGAGAGCCUGGAGAUGGACUACCAACGCACCACCUCUGACCUGGACCAGUUCUCCGCCAUGACCUCGCUGGUCGCCAAAGACUACUGCAUACAGCCCACUCCGGUGGGCCAUACUUCGGCAGGGGUGAUUCCAUUGAUCAAAGUGGGCCGUGGCAUGUACAGUGUCAUGCACAAGGACUCGGGGGUCACCCGCUUCCUGGUCUGUCAGAUCUACUCCGUGGAGGGAAGCAAGUACAUCAAGAUCCGCUCACCCUUCCAGAUCAUAAACCACUUCUCCAUCCCGUUCAGAGUGUUUGAAGGCUCCACAUGUCUGGGGACUGCACUGCCUACUGAGGAGUUCUGUAUACCCCUGGACUCAUACAGGUCGGAGCUGAGUCUCCAGCCGGUAACUGAGACAGAGGACCAGUACGACUGCUCUGAGGGUUUCAGCUAUGAGUCCGUGAGUCAGACACCGGGCGCACGAGUGCAGCAGACCUGCCAUCGCCGUGGCAACAGCGUUGGUGUGCUCAUGGUCAACAUCGUCCCUCUGAGAGACAUGGUGACGUCACAGCACACAGGAGUGGCUGGGGAGCACUAUGAUGAGCCCUAUAUUCUGCACCUCUGGCCCUCGGUCCUGUUGAGAAACCUUCUGCCUUACCCCAUCACGUAUUGCCUACAGGACAGUGAAGAGCCCGCCCCCAUCGCCCUUACAGAUGGCCACUCAGCAGAGCUUCACACGGCAGUCAUGGACAAGUCUAGCCUGGAACUCCGCCUCCUUGACUACUUGGGGCAGGAUUGGCAGGCCCACUACAGUCUCCUUGGCAAUCAGGAGGAGAUCACCUUCAUUGUUUUCCACUCCCUGCGUGAUGAAGAUGAGGAGGUGAGUCUGGGCGACAGGGAGGAGAGGAAGAGGGCCGAGCUGGACAUUGCUGUGCAUGUGAAGUAUGACGCGGGCCAGACUGAGGUGGCCAUCCAUUCUCCCUACUGGAUGGUGAACAAGACGGGGCGUCUGCUGCAGUACAAGGCCGACGACAUCCACCGCAAACAUGCCAAGGACUACGACAGGCCCCUGCUCUUCUCCUUCAAACCACACAACUUUCUGCGCAACAACAAGGUGCGGCUGAUGAUCUCUGACAGUGAACUGUCGGACGAUUUCUCCUUGGAUACCGUGGGUAGUUAUGGCGACGUGAAGUGCAAAGGAAGGCUCAAAGAUUAUCUGAUCGGGGUGAAGAUCGACGCCAGCAGUUUCAGCCUGACACGUAUUGUGAGCUUUGUACCAUACUACCUGUUGGUGAACAAGACCAAGCAUGUUAUCUUGGUGGGAGAAGAGGGCCAGAACUACUGGACUGAGGCCCAACCACAACAGGCAGCCAUCCCGUUCUGGCCCGAGAAGGACUCCAAGAAGCUCAAAGUCAAAGUGGAAGGCAGUCAGUCACAGCCUCAGACUGUAGACUUCACCAAACCAGAGAACUGCUUGCUGCUACACCUGGACAACACUGUGAGUAGCUCAGAGACACACCUGGGUGGGAUCAUUGUGGAUGUGAAUCUAUCGGACCACUCAACCGUGAUCCGUUUCUCAGACUACCAUGACGGCGCCGCCCCCUUCCUGAUCAUAAACCACACCCAGGACCAGAUGCUGGAGUUCUACCAGAGAUUGCAGAGAGACUCCUCAGAAAGGGGGGCGCAUGAGCUGCUCGACGUCUCCUUCUCAGUAGAGGAGACCCACCCCAGCAGUCAGAAGGAGAAGGAGACGCUACAUCCAGGGAAGGCUGUGUACUACACCUGGGCUGAGCCCACCGGAUCACGGUCUCUCGCCUGGCACUGUGGCAGCCACACUGGAGAGCUGAAGAACGAAGAGGACCUGCGGCUGGAUGUAAACAACGAGGGAAAGUUGUAUCUCAUCUCGUUCUACGAGGGCCUCCAGCGGGUGGCACUGUUCACUGAGGACAGGCGCAUCUACAAGCUGCUGUGUGAGAGUGAGAAGGCAGAGCUGGCUGAACAGGAGAUCGUCCUCUCCCUUCAAGACGUGGGUGUCUCCCUGGUCAACAACAGCAGCCGACAGGAGGUGUCCUUCAUUGGCAUUACCAGUUCAGAUGUUGUCUGGGAGUCCAAGCCAAAGAAGAAGUCACGCUGGAAACCCUUGAGUUUGAAAGAGGCAGAGCUGCUGGAGACCCACUUCAAAGAGUACACAGAGAGUGGACCGGUGGACAACACCAUCCUAGACCUACAGAACAACUUCCAGGUGUCUCUGACGCCAAACGGGCAAGACAUGAGGAUGAUGCAGCCAUAUGAUGCUCCAAUCAGGCGGAACUUCCUGCCGGGAGUGAAGGUGGAGUACAGCGUGUCGGCCCGCCAGAGUGCCUACCGCGUCCAGAUCAACCGCAUCCAGAUCCAGAAUCAGAUGCCUGGAGCGAUAUUCCCUUAUGUCUUCUACCCUGUAAAACUACCCAAGUCGGUCACCAUGGACUCGGAGCCUAAACCACUGACCGACAUCAGCAUUGUAACCAGGGCGGCCGGACACUCGGAUAUCUCAAGAAUCAAGUAUUUCAAGGUACUGAUCCAGGAGAUGGAUUUAAAGUUAGACCUGGGCUUUCUUUACGCCAUCUUGGAUCUGUUCACCCCGGCGAACGCCAAUGCGAUGACAUCAGAGCACAUGGUGGAGUUGUUUGAGAAGGACAUAGAGUAUCUGAAGACUGAGCUGAACCAUGUCUCGGCCACAGACACGUCCCCUAUCAGUCUCUAUGAGUACUUCCACAUCUCUCCCAUCAAGUUGCACCUGAGCUUCUCUCUUAGUUCUGGUGGGGAGGACGGGAAUAAGGAGAAGAGGGAAACGGAGCUCAUCCCUGUCCAGUCCCUCAACCUGCUGCUGAAGAGCAUCGGAGCCACCCUGACCGAUGUGCAGGACGUUGUCUUCAAAUUAGCCUUCUUCGAGCUGACCUUCCAGUUUCGCACUACCCAGCAACUUCAAUGGGAGGUCAUCAGACACUAUUCUAAACAGGCUAUAAAGCAGAUGUAUGUGCUGGUGUUGGGCUUGGACGUGCUGGGAAACCCAUUUGGACUGAUCCGAGGCCUGUCAGAGGGUGUCGAGGCUUUCUUCUACGAGCCCUAUCAAGGAGCCAUCCAGGGUCCUGAGGAGUUUGUGGAGGGCAUGGCUCUGGGGGUGAAGGCACUGGUUGGAGGUGCUGUAGGGGGCAUUGCAGGCGCUGCCUCCAGGAUAACAGGUGCAAUGGCGAAGGGUAUGGCUGCCAUCACAAUGGACGAGGAGUACCAGCAGAAGAGACGAGAGGCCAUGAACAAGCAGCCCAGCGGCCUGAGAGAGGGCCUGACCCGUGGGGGCAAAGGACUGGUGUCUGGCUUCGUCAGCGGAAUCACUGGGAUCAUCACCAAGCCCAUUAAAGGGGCUCAGAAGGAGGGCGCGGCGGGCUUCUUUAAGGGCGUUGGAAAGGGCUUGGUGGGGGCCGUGGCCAGGCCCACAGGGGGCAUCAUUGACAUGGCCAGCAGCACCUUCCAGGGCAUCAAGAGGGCGGCCGAGACGUCCCAGGACGUGGAGAGUCUGCGUCCACCGCGCUUCAUUCACGAGGAUGGUGUCAUACGACCAUAUAAGAAGAGGGAGGGUGUUGGCAGCCAGAUGCUACAGAAAAUUGAGAAUGGACGGUUUGCCAAGUACAGAUACUUUGCACACGCCAAAGUCAACGAGUCAGAUUUCUUAAUGAUCACCAAAAGGGGAAUAUUUUUUGUGACCAAAGGCACAUUUGGGCAGCUGACCUGUGAGUGGCAGUAUCUGUUUGACGAGUUCACCAAGGAGCCCAUGAUCGUAGAGGGGAGGCGGCUUCGAAUCGAGGCCAAGGAGAGAGUAAAGUCUGUGUUUCAUGCCAAAGAGUUUGGGAAAAUUAUAAACUUCAAAAGUCCAGAAAUAGCCACGUGGGUUCUUACCAAGCUGGAGGAUGCCAGGGAGAGUCUACAGAAAUAUUGAAUGCUCAUUUCACUACAAUCACCUACUGUGUGUGUGUGACUGUGUGUGACUGUGUGUGACUGUGUGUGACUGUGUGUGACUGUGUGUGACUGUGUGUGUUACAUGCUGGUGGAGUAGGAUGUGCCACCAGGUUUAAUUCACAUGGACUUGUCUGGAUGUAUUUUGACACAGAUGGCACUAUCAUUAUCACAGCUCUAAUUUUCCUCAUCAAUGUGGCAUUGUUCUUCCCUAAGCCACGAAAUGCACACCUUAAGUUAAUGUGGGUGACAGUAGAGUGGCUGUAUAAUAUUAACCUUCAAAAGGCAAGUGAUGUCAAGAUGUGAGUGAUAACAGUCACUGCUCUCAUUCUAAACAACUUUGUGCCAGAAAUGUCUUCUAAGUAUACUGGUUUAUUUCUUGUAUUUUUUUUUUUAAGUGUACCUGGGGGAAUUUUCUAACUGCCAAUGCAACUUUAGAAGUAGUGCUGCCCAUCAAAUUACAAUUACAGAGCACUGUGUUUAAUGGCCUUAAUGAGCUAAACACAAGGUUAUUUUACUGUUUAUAUGAGACAAAAAAAGGUUGGCUUGUUAGCAGAGUCCAGUUCUAAAUGCAAAUUAUUCUAUCCCUGGACCCACACACCAUUUCCCCCUAUUCCUGACUCACACAUUUUCUACUUUCGGCAAGCUAUGACUGCACGUGAUUGAAAAGGCAUGCUAUUUUUAUACAGUAUAUAUUCUGUGUGUGUGUGUGUAUACAGUAUAGGUGUAUAUAUCUGUUGGAGGGGUUGCAUCUCAUUAUUGGCAAUUUUCAGGAUUUUAUACUACAGGUAUGCAAUGCCAUUAUUGACUUAAUUAUGCUAUUUAAAUAAACAUUUAUUGAAAUUAACUUCUAACUUAAUACUCAGACGUGUUAGGGUUGUUUGUGUUGGGGUUAAUGCAACUAAAUAAAUAACUGUUUUGCCUUUAA